Molecule: messenger RNA, 300 nt
Organism: Opisthocomus hoazin
Lineage: Eukaryota; Metazoa; Chordata; Aves; Opisthocomiformes; Opisthocomidae
Source: RefSeq, a predicted model, not a curated record
AUGGACUGGCAAAUCCCUACGCCUCUCGUCUCUGAAAAGUAUCUGUAUGGUACCGAGCAUAACGGGCUUUGGUUGCGGACUGGUGUCUUCCAGCACGAACACAGCACAAACGGUGACUGGGGUGGAGAUGCCGAUAACCACAUUGGCUGGGGGAGCGACCAAGGGAUUGGAGGAUUUGGAGAGGAGCCGGGAAUUAAAGCACAGCUAACGAACCUGAUUCGAUCUGUACGAACCGUUAUGAGAGUACCAUUAAUAGCAGUGAACUCCAUUACAAUCGUUCUCCUCCUGUUGUUUGGUUGA